AUGAAUAGUAGUUUAGGGACCCCUAAAAAGGUUUUUGAAACCCCUGUCCGCCCAAUUUCGACUAGACAGUUUGAAUCUUUGCGGGAGAAAGUUUGUAAAGAUUCUCCUGGGUUGUAUAAGGCGCGGUUACUUACAGACCCCACGAUGACGAAGUUUAUAUCAAGAUCUGUUGGUGCUACACCCAGUAGUGUAUUCGAUAGAAAAGAGGCUAAAAAUAAUAUGCCGAAGCUUGCUGGCGAGCGAGGUUUGUGCUAUGAGCAAAAGGAGGUGUAUUCUAGAGGAGCAGUCGAUGAGAUUCAAACGCAACAAGAAAAUCUUCCGAACAAGAAAAGCAGUGGGAUAACUGCAGACAAGGAAUUACAAACUAUUGGGAGCUACGAGAAUCCUAUUUUGGAAGUGUUCACACGGAGGGUUGUGAAUAAGGAGUUGGAAAUCAAGAAGAUUAUUGUGAAUAUUGCAUCAUUGUUUGUAUGGAACUUAUGUUACAAGUUUUUGGUGUUUUUCUUGUAUUAUACUAAAAAGGGCAAUUACCUGUGUAAACGGAUCAACCAGGUGUUUCUGGCACAUAUAGUGUUCAAAAUUUACCCUCAUUUGGAUUUAGAUUCUGGGUGGCUUAAAAUUUGGCGUCUAAGCAAUGUGAGCCGGUUAGUCCAUAUUGUCUUCUUCAUCAAUGUAUUAACAUCUCUUUACAUGUUGUUGGUAAAGUCACAGAACUUUAAGGUCAGUGACCUAGGCCUAAACGAGAGGCAGAAACAGCUUUUAGGUGUUACAGAUAAGGAUAGUCGUGAAACGUUACUACCGGAAGGGCUCCUUUACAAAAGCAACCCCCGUUUGAAUUUUUCAAGCGAGAAUAAAAAGGUCGAUAGCUCUAAAGACGUCACAGAGCACUCCGCUCCGACUCAGCCAUUCCUAUUUAAGUCGCUACAAACUCCACUUAAAGCUUCAGAAAUCAGUAAAGGACAGCAGCAACAGAAAAAAAUUCUAGAAUCAAGCUCGGCUUUUGUAAAUAAGAUCAACGCGUAUGAUGAUCUAAGGAAAUCUGUGCUGAUGAGCAGAUCAGCGAUUACUCCUCCUCCUGUGAAUAAUAUUGUCUCGUCACCCUCUAUCAGACCGACAUCGGGGUAUAUUCCAAGUAGUAAAUAUGCUUAUAUGAUGGACUCUCCUAGCCCAAGAAAGAGGCUGUAA
Molecule: messenger RNA, 1185 nt
Organism: Eremothecium sinecaudum
Lineage: Eukaryota; Fungi; Ascomycota; Saccharomycetes; Saccharomycetales; Saccharomycetaceae
Gene: POM34
Product: Pom34p
Exons: 1
Coding region: 1-1185 (394 amino acids)
Biological process (GO): spindle pole body duplication; protein import into nucleus
Cellular component (GO): nuclear pore transmembrane ring; nuclear outer membrane
Source: RefSeq, a predicted model, not a curated record